Leptopilina heterotoma is the source of this 3358-nucleotide messenger RNA. It is a transcript of the gene zyd, whose product is annotated as sodium/potassium/calcium exchanger 3. Gene Ontology annotation, molecular function: calcium channel activity; calcium, potassium:sodium antiporter activity. Gene Ontology annotation, biological process: intracellular calcium ion homeostasis; calcium ion transmembrane transport. Bases 622 to 1836 code for a protein of 404 amino acids. The transcript is spliced from 8 exons. Gene Ontology annotation, cellular component: membrane. The record is from RefSeq and is a predicted model, not a curated record. NCBI's taxonomy places the organism in Eukaryota, Metazoa, Arthropoda, Insecta, Hymenoptera, Figitidae.
UCGCAGCUCAUUUAUCAUAAAUUAUUUUCUCACUAGACAAGAGAACUCCAAAAUGUUUUUGACACAAAUCCUUGUUUGCAAAGUCUUUAGUCUUAUGUCUUGUGACUUUGUUAUCAUUCACAAUCAUUGACGUCAAUCAUCUACCCCCAUACUUGCAAAUCUUUCGUAUCUUUUUUUUUCUUCACCUUUUUUUGAGAAAUCUCUAGAUCUUUAAUUCAUAGAAUUUGGAAUUUCACAUCUUUUCUCGUCUAAUUUCUUAACAACGCAAAUAGUCGCAUCUACGUUUACAUUUUUACGAAUAAUCAAAUAUUUUAAUUAAAUUUCACUAAUCAAGGAUUUUAAUAUAAUUAUUAUGAUUUCUUAUAUAAUAAUUUAUCAUUGUAAUUGUUUAUUAAUUUUAAUUACACAAAUUUUAAUUGCUCUUCAGCAGUAAUCGGUGGUGCCAAUUGCACUCAACCGGCAAUCGAAGACUUUCCGCAUGAUAUCUUCGACGAGAAGCAACGGCAAAGCGGAGCCGUCAUUGUUCAUGUCAUCGUUUCUCUUUACCUCUUUAUAGCAUUAGCAGUAGUAUGUGAUAAGUUUUUCGUACCUGCCGUAGAAAAAAUAUGCCACGCACUUUCGAUGUCGAAAGACGUGGCCGGUGCAACGUUUAUGGCGGCAGCGACGUCAGCACCUGAAUUAUUCGUCAACGCCAUUGGAACCUUUAUCACAGAAGGUGAUAUUGGCGUUGGAACGAUAGUAGGAUCUGCGGUAUUUAAUAUCUUAGCAGUUCCAGCUUGCUGCGGAAUUGGUGCUGGAAUGGUGGUACCACUUGAUUGGUGGCCCGUUAGCAGAGACUGUCUAGCAUACGGUGUAACCGUGGCAAUUUUAAUUUGCAUCAUACACGACGAGAGGGUUGAAUGGUAUGAAGCAUUGACACUCGUUCUGCUUUAUAUCGUUUACAUUGCCGUCAUGUACUGGGAUAAAUCAUUCCAAAAAUGCGCGCGAUUUGGCGCAAAAAAAGGCGAAUUACCUCCAGAUGAAUCUCACGUGAGAACAGCUGACGCUGGAGAUAUUCACUUAUCAAGAUCCGAUAAGGUGCAAUCAUCAACAGAUCGCGUGGAGCAAAUUGCAACAAUAGAUGUGCCUUUGCAAAAUGGUGGCACCAAAACACAGGAGGAAAAUCACGAGCCUGAAUACGAAUACGAAUUGCUCGUUUGGCCGUCGCAAAGUGGAUGGAUUCGAAAGACUGCAUGGAUACUUACCUGGCCGAUUCACUUGAUAUUCAUGUGCACUAUACCAGAUUGCGAGAAGCCUCGAUUUAAAAAAUGGUUUCCGAUUACUUUCCUUAUGUGCAUUGUCUGGAUUGGUUCGUUAAGUUACGUGGUUGCAUGGAUGAUUACAAUUAUCGGAGAUACAUUGAAGAUACCGGAUUCUGUAAUGGGUAUCACAUUCCUAGCGGCUGGAACCAGUGUACCAGAAGCUGUAUCUAGUGUAAUUGUUGCCAAACAAGGUCACGGUUCCAUGGGCAUAAGUAAUUCAAUUGGUUCGAAUACCUUUGACAUUCUCCUCUGCUUGGGACUUCCUUGGCUGAUAAAAUCCUCCUUUUCGCCAACUCAACCAGGAAAACAUUACAUCAGUAUAAAUUCAGCGGGCCUUGAGUACAGUGCAAUUUCCUUAUUAUCGACACUAUUGCUACUGUACAUUGCCUUCGCAUCGAAUAAAUUUCAACUGGACCAAAAAGUAGGACGCAUCUGCUUAUGUAUGUACGCGGUCUUCCUGAUUUUGGCCUCUCUCAUCGAGCUCAACGUAUUCUUUAGGGUGAAUUUACCCACUUGUCAGAGGACGGUCAAGUGAAUCUUACAACGUUCCUCGGGUCACUUCAAAUAGACCUCUCACUUGUUCCACACACGUUUUAUCAAAAUACUCUCCAACAUUCAUUCAUCGAAUUUACCACAUUCGUGUAUGCAAAGAGAGACCAAAACUCUUCGUUCUCGUCGAUCUAGAACUCAAAAUAUUUUUUUUUCCCAAUCAUCUCCUUUUUAUCAACGAACAAUUUCUCGGUACUUUCACUCACAACAAUUUUUUUUCUUUUGCUAACUAAUUAUCCAUUUAUAAAAAAAAACUAUUGACCUAAAAAUUAAUGACCGAAAUCAAAAUUUCUCUCAAAGAAAUUCUAAAUCGAAUUCUAUUUUGUAAAAAAUUUAAAUUUCUAAGAUUCGAAAUUGAUUUUUCACAAUUAAUUUAAAAAACUAAACUCAACAUUCGUUGUGAGUGACAUUAUUUCGAGAAUCAAUUUCACGAUACUGCAAGAUAAUUCAUUUGAGAAAAAUAUUUUGUUUCAUCAAGAAAAUUGGUAAAUUUGGUUACAAAGAGAUUAUUCAAAACAAAGUUAAAUUCAAAUCAAAAUUUUUUUUAACAAAAUUCGUUUUAAUUAAAAAAUUGUAUUAACAAAAUAUUUUUCCCUUCGUUUAAGUUUAGACAUUAUGAUUUUUCUUAAGUUAUAUAUAUUAUUAUUAAAGUUUAUAAAAACAGGUCCUUAUUCUAUCUGCUCGUACUCGCAUCGUGUAAUCUUUCAAUUUUAAUUAUAAAGCAAAAAAAAUUAAUUAAUUUAUUUUUUAAUUCAUGAUUAGUUACAUAAUCAAGAGAGACUAUAUUCCCGUGUGUUAAAUUUUCGAGAGUGGAGAACAGAAUUUAGACCUCGAAAAAGAUCACAGAAAUCAGAGUUAAAUAGUUAGCAAGCAUCCAUCAAGAGAGAUGUGUUUAACGGUUCAGUAGUUACAGAUCACUUCAGUCAGACAUGAGCGGAUCUCCAUUCUAAUUGCUACCUAAAAUAACUCCCCGGAGAAUUUAAUUCCUAAAAGCGAAUGAAAAUCGGAAAUAAAAAAUUUUUUUUUUCUUCGUUUCUAUUUUUUUGUAAUUUACUUUCAACGUAACAAAAUUAUUUUAUAUUUUAGCAUUCAGUGAACAAUAUAAUUUCAUUUAUAUUAUUGAAUUAUUUCGUUGAAAUUUUUUUUUUACAUGAAUUGGAAAUAGAAAAAAAUAUUCGGUAUUCUAUUUUUGAUGGAUGCUUGAUUUUACACAGUUUUACUCGAACUAUAUUAUAUAGUGAAAUAAUAUUGAAUGAAUCUCAAAGGAAUGAAUCUCAACUAUAUAUAAAUAUAUUUUAGUUAAGUGCAAAGUUAAGAUAUUUUUAGAUGUUUGUCUAUUUCGGCUGAUCAAAGUGUUCUGUAUUAUUUACUGCACAUGUUAAACAUCAUUCGUCUUGCAAGAUUUUGUUUUUUUUUAGGAAAUAUUAUUAAUUAAUUAAUUCUCAAUUUGUAAUAUUUACGUGUAUAAUAGAAAUUUCCAAAUUUCAAGAAAACUUUUUUUUUUAAGU